AUGCAUCGCCACAUUCGGGACUCUUCUAGAAAACACAAACAUACGGAAAGGGAGAAAUCCGAAACAAAUUAUGUUAACGAACUGAGAAGAAUCCGGAUGAUGGUGAUGGUUUGCAGGUGCCUGAGAAGCAGGUGA
Molecule: messenger RNA, 135 nt
Organism: Caenorhabditis briggsae
Lineage: Eukaryota; Metazoa; Nematoda; Chromadorea; Rhabditida; Rhabditidae
Exons: 1
Coding region: 1-135 (44 amino acids)
Source: RefSeq, a predicted model, not a curated record